Messenger RNA from Phytophthora infestans T30-4, 4431 nucleotides. RefSeq lists its product as uncharacterized. The record is from RefSeq and is a predicted model, not a curated record. Bases 1 to 4395 code for a protein of 1464 amino acids. The transcript has 5 exons. Lineage: Eukaryota; Oomycota; Peronosporomycetes; Peronosporales; Peronosporaceae.
AUGGACUUCUGGACUAUCUGUCCAAAAGAACUACUCAAGUUGACGCUGGAAGAGCAGCAAAGUAAGCUCGCUCGAAGCUUUCUUGCAGCCGGAGCUCCUGUAUCUGGUGAAGGGAAGGUGUUGCUAAGCACACCUGCUGAUAUGGAGCUUCAGCUGCAGAAGAUUGUGAAGAGUCAGAGUUUUGACGAUCUGAAGGCUCGAGCAAUGGAUACGCUGCAACUUACGCUGCAACAAACGAAGUCUCUUGUGAAGGAUACAGCACACGAGCUGGGACUUGGUCACUACGUGACUGAGAGACGACUACCUUGGUCUUCUGAGACUCAAGUGGAUGAAAAGGAGAGCAGAAAGCGCGAUGAUACAGUGGUAGUGGAAGCCAACGUGGCGACGUGCUCGAAUCGGGUGCAGCAGACUGUUUUAAAGCUGCACGAAGUGCUGACCAAGCACUUCAUCCCGAAGCUGGACGAGCUGUACGCUCUGGACGCAAAUGACGACCAUGUAGACGUGACGAAAGGCGAGCACUUGUUGUCCUUCUUUGAGAACGAGGUGGAAGAACUGGAACCUGAAGAUCAAAAAGUCCGUCUGAAGCUGUAUCAACGUCGUCGACUCACCAAGUUGGUCCAAGUACUUGACAUGAUCCUGAAGGCGUCAGUGCGUGUACAAGUGAUGGACGAAGACCGUAACGAGGUGGAUGGAUAUGUAGGCACGGCGUGUAUCCCGCUGAUGGAUCUGCUUGACCAGCAGCCGCAUGACGACGUCUACGAGCUUCUGGGGAAGAUACGCUUGCGUCUCCACUUGAAGGUGUCGGAGAGCUCGUUCUUUGAGCAAGCGAUCGAGGUCUACAAGGUCUGGAAAAUCAAGUAUAUCGCGCAACACGAAGCAGCACGCAGACGUAUACACGACACUGUCGUGCCAGCGCAACGUCGACGCUGGACGACUAUGAAAGGAUACCUGGAUGAGCUGACGUUACAAGCUUAUGGCAGGCUACACUGGGAGCGUACACCGGUGCUGCUUAGUCUCGUUUGGGACAUCUUUGUCUUGCAGGAGAGUGUUACUCCAAGCAAGAAAUCGGAUGUUGAUGAAGCGGAAUAUACCCAAAGCGUGGCAAAAAUGGCAGAUACGUAUCGCGGGGCAGUGAUGCAAGUGCACACACGUUGGGUGAACCUGCAACCGAAGCUGGACGAGCUGUUGGUGAUCCAGACUGCCACCCAGAUCCACGCCCAGCGAACGCCAGACAUUCUUGACGAUAUCGAGAAAGAGAUUGACGGACUCGACGUAGGACUCAGCACGGCGUGGAAGCAGGUCAAGCAGAAAUGGCAGACGUUGCUGGAUGUCUUGGAGGAGCUCGUGAGGAUGAAUCAAGGCAAGCUCAACUUGGCUCGUGCGCCACAGCUACUAAGUACCGUCGAGCAACGUUGCAGUAAAGGACUCAACACGCGCCACGCAGACGCCGUCUCGCAGAUUCAGUCUCGUUGGAUGGCGAUCACGCAGCCUAAUGGACCUUUAAGUGAGCUUCGGUUGAUGGAGAAGAAGGUUGUGCAUUGGCGACGCACACACGAGCUAUUGCUGCUACUUGAUGAACAAUGCGACGGCUUUGCAGACGUCGAUGCCAGAGCGCUGGAAACGGUCCAAAAGCGAUGGGAACAAGUGCAAGAAUGGCUCCAUGAGGUGGUGCAGAUGCAGUCGCAACACUCGAUUGAUAGUGAACACACACCCUUUAUCCUCGAGAAGAUGCAGUUGUCUCAAAGUGAUACUGAAGACAGUGGACAAUUGCAGGGCAUAGCGGAAUGGUAUGCUAUCGAAGAAGCCAGGUACGAACUGGAGCGGAUUCCUUAUCAUCGUAUCACGACGGAUACCGACAAGAAGAACUGGUUACCGUUCUCACGUGAUGGCAAAGACACACGUCUGCUGAUAACUCAGGAAGAAAUGAUCUUCACGUCUGCGAACGUGCGUCUGGCACUGGAAGAUCGUGGCGUCAUUCCAAAAACGUCAACGGUUGAUUUCAACGCUGCGUCGACGUCUAAUGCCAAUGCAAAGGACGAUGCGUGGGUCAAGUCGUCUCUGUUGGAUGCCACGUCCGGCUCUCAGUCGCGCGAUAACAAUCGACCGCUCACGUUACCGAACCCAGAACGUGUCGCGGAACUCUACCAAGCGAUGGAAAGUCUCGGGAAAACGGAUUUGCUCUGGAAAGUCAGUCACGCGGUGAGUAGAAACCAUGAGCUCGCUGUGCCGGAAAACUACCAAAUUUUGCUGCGAGAGAUGACAAUUCGCCAGAUUUCUACGACUGAAGUUGAGAAUCUGAUGAAGUCGCUAGUAUGUACAUUGCAGAAGGAGGCGUUAUUGGCCAAAGGUAUCGCGAUUCCGAGCAUGGCGAGCCCCAUGACAAUUGCUCAGUUAAUGGACGAACACGAUAUCAAGGUCACUGUACCACAGGAUGUAAAUUCUAUCCAAACGCUACUUGAGGAGCGAGGAAUGGACCGCAAGGGCGAGCCCGUCAUGCUUCGUGGAGUUCGUAUUGGUACUCAGACGUCCAAUACCAAGGCUAUCAACACUGGAUUAGGUAUUAUUGACACACAGAUCGAGGCUCUGCGUAGAAUGCUGCUGUUCGAAGCGCUGCGUAAGCGGAACUCUCUGGUGCGCUCUUUUGCGGGAGAAUCUCAUGUGCUCGAUGAAGAAAGCGAGCGAACAGAAGCCGACAUGUUCGCUGCUGCAGUCGAGAACGCCGAAAUCGAUGUAAGUGGAGACUACCUGACACUUGUCGAGCGCUUCCAGCGACUGUUAGUGCAUGAAUCCUACACGAGACGACUAGCUGAGUACGCAGCUUUGGAUCGUUGUAUGCGAGCUCUUCUGGGCAAAUCUAGGGACGAAGCUGUGACGAAGGAAGAGAUUGCCAUGGAACUACACAACGUCAAUAAGCGCGUUAUUGGCGCCAACUAUCGACUGCCUCCCGAGGCUUUCACGAGAGAAGAACUGCUCCAAGCUGUCGCUACUGGAAGAAUUCGUACGCCGAGCGAUGAAAUGUUGUCUCACUGUCCAAAAGGGGAAAAUGCUAGCGCGAUGGCACACUACGCGGCUAUUAGCUAUGCUGCUAACGUGUUCCAAGAAGUGACGAGUUUCCGCUCACGAAUGGAUCUGGCCAAGGGCCGACUGCAAGACACCUUCCCGUAUGACGAAUGCAGUAGUCUGGAUGGUGUUCCUAUCCCCAAGCAGCGAACGCGCCAUACAUUCAGCCAGUCGAUCGCCGACUGGCUGCUUGGCUUUGACGCGUCAACUUUAAGUAUCAAGCGGAAGCUCAGUGCAGCGCAUCGCCAACGACUGGAGUGGGCGUCAGCAGCGUUCACGCUACGUAGCCGCUGGCUCCAACGUGGACUUGGGUGGUGCGAUCAUGAGUUUGGAGAAGGCGUGGGCGUCAAAGUCCUACUGGAUCGUCUACUAGUGUUUGAGGCUGCGAACAAGAUGGACAUGGUGAAGACGGAAAAACUACUGCGAGAAGUUCGUGACAAGUGUUCGAGAUUGAGAGAGCGCGAGCAAGAGGCGCAAACGAAACUGGAAGAACGAUACCAGACGAACCUUACGUUGCUCGAGAAGCUCGUGACACAUGCGGAACGGUGCAUGAACAACCGCAAACUGCACUCAGAAGAGACGCCAGUGUUGCUACAUAAGCUCGAGCAGGUGUGUGUGGUGCCCAAGGGACUGAACGACCGUCAUCGUGAAGCGUAUCACACGGUUGCCACGCAUUGGCUGCCACAUCAACAACAUCUCGCGGAGCUUGUGAAGAUGCAUAGGGAAGGCACGUUCAGCAUCACCCGAACGCCAGAGUUGCUAGGCAAAAUGCAGUAUCACACGGAAGGUAAGGCUGGCUCGGAGGAGUUGAGUGAAGACCAGGUGGCGGCUUGUGCGCAGCAGGUGGCUCCCGAGUUACAGGCGACGUUUGUGGACCGGAAGCUGAAUGAAGUGCGGCUAGGACCGCGGAAAGAGUCGUCUAGUCUACGUUUGGAUCUGGAUACCGAAGACCAUAGCGUCGAUCAACCAGCGGACGAUACAGCAUGGAAAGAGCUAUCCCCUUCCAAGCGAACGGUACAGCCUUUGUCACCAAAUGAGAAGCAGACGAGCUGGAAGGUUGUGAGGAACGCAGUUGUAGUGAACGCGGCAUUUUCAGCAGCAUCCCCGAGCAAAGCCAAGCCAAAGGUGGAGAUAGCUCCUAAGGUUGCAAGCCAACCGACUUCUCCACGCCGGAAACUCUCGUUAAGUGAGGAGCUGAAGGAGUUAUUGCGAUCGCCUACGCAAUGGUUUACUAGCUCAGGACAGCACGAAAGGAGUAUCCCACCCGAACUCUAUUUCCCCUCACAACUUGUCUUGGAUACAACCAUCGAUUCCCCAGGCAAUCCCACAAUAUAGGAGAUUGUUUUUAAUGAAUGAAAACUAUAUUUCUUU